Messenger RNA from Rhipicephalus sanguineus (brown dog tick), 1649 nucleotides. RefSeq names its product tRNA:m(4)X modification enzyme TRM13 homolog. NCBI's taxonomy places the organism in Eukaryota, Metazoa, Arthropoda, Arachnida, Ixodida, Ixodidae. Bases 134 to 1402 code for a protein of 422 amino acids. The record is from RefSeq and is a predicted model, not a curated record. Gene Ontology annotation, biological process: tRNA methylation. The transcript is spliced from 13 exons.
CGCAUCCCUACAAGUGGACGGCGGUACGUUUUACCUUUUCUUUUAAGGUUGUCGGCGUUUUUUAGGGACGCACAACCGAAACGAAAUUUGGCUGUGUGCGGUAUCCUCGGGCAUUACUUGCGCCUGGUGUUUAAUGAGUAUGGGUGACAGUAGGUGUGAUUUCAUUGUUGCAAGGAAAGGCCGGCGUUGCCGGUUGCGGCCGCUGUCCGGAUCGCGCUACUGCGGGGAGCACAUCGUGCUGUUAGCGGCGGAAAACGAACAGUCGAGCCACGAUCGGAUCACUUGUCCCCUGGAUUCUACACACACCUGCUCGUCAGCGCUUCUUGAGAAGCAUCUCAAGAAAUGCAAUGCCAAAAAGAAGGAAGCUCAAGAAUUUUUCAUCAGGGACAUCAACUCGGGAAUUCCUUCACUCAGUAAUGGCUCAUGCUUACCUGUAAAGACAGAGCUGAAGAAUGUGAGUGAUGAAAGACUCUGGGAAAUAAUUCGCAAGGUGGACGAAAUCUACAGCGGUUACGCGAUGUCGCCGGAGGAACAUGUGGGCCUUCACUGUGCAUUUGAUGCGGAACUAGAGAAGCUGGCUGGUUGCGUUGUUGCCGAGAAACACCUGCGCCAGAAGGCAGCGCUGCUGAGCUUGGCUGAGAGUCGGGGCCUGCUGACCAGUGACUCCUGCUUCGUCGAGUUUGGUGCAGGACGAGGCCGCCUUUCCUACUGGCUUGCAAAGAUUCUCGCUAAAGAAGACUGUCACUUUCUUCUCGUCGACAAGGCAGCCUCCCGCCACAAGUUCGAGAACAAGGUGAAGAAUGACUUGCCCGAGUUACCAGAAAUCCAGCGGCUGCAGAUUGACAUUCGGCAUUUAUGCCUUGGAAAUGUCAGCCUGCUAAAGGCUCGUCAGAAAAAGCUCAUAGGGCUUUGCAAACACCUGUGUGGGGAAGCAACAGAUUUUGCGUUACGGUGCAUUAUGGAGACAACAAAGCAGCCAGAAGAUGCAGGCAGCAAUGAUUCAUUUGGCGUCCACGGCGUGCUCAUGGCGACGUGCUGCCACCACCGUUGCCGCUGGGACUCGUUCGUGGGACGUCCCCUUUUGGAAGAAUGGGGUCUUGCUCGCCAGGACUUCGAACUGCUCACCGCCAUGGCUGGAUGGGCCACAUGUGCUGCUAGAGCACCACAAGCGGGAGCCCACCAGGAAUGCCCUGAAGAGGCACUCUCAAACGCAGGUGCUGUGAACCGGUAUUUAUGCAUGGGCCUUUCCAUUGAGCGACGCGCCGAGGUGGGCCGUCGUUGCAAGCUCUUGCUGGACACAGCCAGGGCGAGGUACUUGUCUACAAGGCUCACCUCCCGCCUGGUGUACUUCAUUACGCCUGACGUGACGCCGGAGAAUGUUGCUAUUCUAGCUACUGCAUAAUGCUUUAUCCCAUGUUCCUUAUGUCGUAGCCAGAUGAGAAUGUCAUUUCUCUCUGCACUACGUGGCCACUGUAUAAUAAACGAAACAAAGCAAACUUGUGGAGCAGGCACGUUCCUCCACGUGGGGCUCUUGGUUGCACGGUUACUGCGCGAGUUGGGGAGCUGAAAGCUCUCCUUGACCGCAAGCUGUAUUUCCUUGAGAAUUACGAGAGUAAAAGCAGAAAAUAAAACAUGCUCGUGUGAGCAAC